AUGGGAAGCGGGCGCGCGACGCCGGCUCACGGACUCGGGGCAGAACUCGCGCUAGCCGCUGUGGGGAAGGAUUCUGGCGGCUGUAAGAUGGCGACCGGAACGAAACGUAAAUCAGGAGCCGCUGAGGCUGGAGACGGUGGAGGCGCGAGCAACGCCAGCCGCGACAACCGCCGCAGUAAACGAUCUGUGGGGACGGCCAGACCGGAAGUGGGCUGUGGAGGGGACGCAGACUCGCCGUUCGUGGAAGGUUCCAUCGUCAGGAUCGCCAUGGAGAACUUCCUAACUUACGAUAAUUGUGAGGUGUUUCCAGGACCCCAUUUAAACAUGAUAGUAGGCGCUAAUGGAACUGGUAAAUCUAGUAUUGUUUGCGCCAUAUGCCUAGGAUUGGCAGGAAAACCUUCCUUCAUUGGACGAGCAGAUAAGGUUGGUCUCUAUGUGAAGCGAGGCUGCAACAAAGGAAUAGUUGAAAUUGAGCUGUUUAAGAUUCCAUCCCACCUCAUUAUCACACGAGAAAUAUAUGUGGCGAACAACCAGUCAACAUGGUUUGUUAAUGGAAAACCUUCCACCCUCAAAACAGUAGAAGACCAAAUUGCAGCCUUAAACAUCCAAGUAGGCAAUCUGUGCCAGUUUCUUCCACAGGACAAAGUUGGGGAAUUUGCAAAAUUAUCCAAGAUUGAGCUACUUGAAGCCACAGAAAAAUCAGUGGGCCCUCCAGAAAUGUACAAAUUUCACUGUGAUCUAAAGAACUUCAGGCACCGAGAGCGAGAACUUGAAAAUUCAUGCAAGGAGAGAAAUAUUAACCUAGAAAAAAUGAAGCAAAAGAAUGAAAGGUGUAAGCAAGAUGUGGAGCGAUAUCAUGAACAUAAGCGGCAUCUAGAUUUAAUUGCAAUGCUUGAAAGAAAAAGACCUUGGCUGGUAUAUGAUAAUGCUCGUCAGCAGUAUGAAGAGGUGAAACAAAGCCGAGAUAGGCAGAUGGAAGAAUUAAGAGCACUAAAAGAAGCACAGUCUCCAGUAGUACGUCAGAUCCAAGAAGCUGAGGAGCGGUGUGCAAGACUGGAUGCUGUAAUAAAAGAAAAGAUUGCAGCUAUCCAAGAAACGUCCCGAAAAUGCAAACAGCAACAAGAUGCUUUGGAGAAAAAUGACAAAGAAAUUGAGAAGAUUAAGCUAGCUUUGAGGAUGAAGAGAGAAAAGGAGAUAGAUCGACAGAAGAUGAUUGACAACAUUCGUAAGAUGAUAGAAGAUUUGAAAGCUGAGCUAAGAAACACAGAAAACUCUGAUAAUAUUCAGCCCCAAAUGGAUUCUGUUAAUGCAGAACUGGGACACUUGAUGGAAGAGAAGGCACAUAUUGAUGGUGAAGUAGCGGGUGUGCUCAGUGAAAAGGAGAUUGUAUUAAUGGAGCAAAAAGGGAAAACUGAUCGCAUUGUACAGUUUGACAAUAUGAUGAAUAUGAAGGAAGAGAAGCUCAGACGAAGAUACGAAGAUACACACGUUGCUCUUCUGUGGCUAAGAAAGAACAGAGACCGGUUUAAAAAAGAUGUCUGUGACCCCAUGAUGCUUUCAAUCAAUAUGAAAGACCAGAAGCAUGCUAAAUAUGUAGAAAAUCACAUUUCAUCCAAUGAUAUGAGGGCCUUUGUCUUUGAAAGUAAAGAAGAUAUGGAAAUAUUUCUGAGAGAGGUACGUGAUAAGCUGAGACUAAAAGUGAAUGCUGUGAUUGCUCCUAGUGAUUCGUGUGCUGAAAACAGACCUUUCAAACCAAUUGAAGAACUCAAACGCUAUGGGUUUUUCUCCUACUUGCGAGAGUUAUUUGAUGCGCCCCAGCCUGUGAUGAGUUACUUAUGCCACCAGUAUCACGUACAUGAGGUCCCUGUGGGAACAGAGAAGACUAGAAAUAUGAUUGAAAGGGUCAUAAACGAGACCAAGCUGAGGCAACUCUACACCGCAGAAGAAAGAUAUGUGGUAAAAAAGUCUUCUUACACAAAUCAAACUGUUUCUAGUAACACAUCAUUAAGGCCAGCCCAGUUUCUGAAUGUUGCAUUGGACACAGACGAAAGAAGGCAGUUGGAAAUUCAACUCCAGCAAAUUAAUAGGAAGUUGGAAUGUCUGAAUUCUCAAAUGACUACACUAUCGGAGAGACUGAAAUCUCUGGAACGCAGAGACAAUGAACUUAGACAACAGAAGAAGGAGCUUUUGGGACAAAGAAACAAAAGGAAACAGCUGGAAUCAAAAAUUAGUAUGAAAUAUGAGAGUUUAAGACAACUGGAACAAGAUGCCAUCAACCUGGAAGAAGAAUCUGAACAAGCAAAUGUUAAAAUAAAAAGAAUUAAUACCCAGAAAGUAAAACUUGUAUCAGAAUUUAUGCAGCUCAUAAAGAAUUGUAUGACCCUGAACAAACACAGAACAGAUUUAGUUCUACAAAGUACUACAGCUGCUUUCCACAAGAACAGACUCCAGGCUCAAUAUAAAGCUGCAUCAGUACAGCUGAAAGCUGUUGAGCAACAGUUUAAGGAGCUGGAAGAAAGGAAACUCAGUCUCCGUGAAAACUGUAAGGGUUUAAUGCGUAAAGCUAGGCAGGCUUGUAACCUUGGCCCAGAUCAAAAGUUCCCUGAGGACUAUUACUAUGCAUUCCAGGCUCUUCCGAAAACUCUGGAUGAAAUUGACGCUUCACUGAAUGAAGAGAAGUCAAGAGCUUCCUGCUUCACAGGCCUCAGUGCUUCAGUUGUUGAAGAGUGUAAUAAAAGAACUGAAGAAAUAGAGCAGAUGACACUUGAACUACAGGAAAAGAAGAAAGAGUUGGAAGACUUUAGGCAAAACAUUUCACAGGUUAAGGAAAAGUGGCUAAACCCUCUAAAACAGCUGGUUGACCGAAUCAAUGACAAGUUCAGUAGUUUUUUUAGUUCCAUGCAUUGUGCAGGAGAAGUGGAUCUUCACACAGAAAAUGAGGAAGAAUAUGAUAAAUAUGGGAUUCGGAUUAGAGUCAAGUUCCGCAGUAGCACUCAGCUUCAUGAACUAACUCCACACCACCAGAGUGGAGGGGAGAGAAGUGUUUCAACUAUGUUGUAUUUGAUGGCAUUGCAGGAACUCAAUAGAUGCCCAUUCAGAGUAGUAGAUGAAAUAAAUCAGGGAAUGGACCCAGUUAAUGAAAGGAGAGUCUUUGAUGUGGUGGUAGAAACUGCCUGCAAAGAGAGUACUUCUCAGUACUUCUUUAUUACACCAAAGCUCUUACAGAACCUCAGUUAUGCAAAGAAAAUGACUGUGUUGUUGGUGUACAAUGGAUCUUCUAUGAUAGAAUCAAAUAAAUGGAACAUAAAGGCUUUCCAUAGGAGACGACGGCGAUUUCAGCCAUGACUAUUCAACGAAGAUCUUCAUAAUGCUUUUUGGAACCCAGAACAAAAAUUAGUUGAAGUCUGGAGAACUCAGGAAGUUUGUUUUCUUAGAAGAACUGGAAGAAGAAUCAGUAGAUCUAAUAACUUCCUCAGAUACAAGGUUCUUAUGGAAAAGAAGGAACCUUGAAUU
Molecule: messenger RNA, 3513 nt
Organism: Euleptes europaea (tarantolino)
Lineage: Eukaryota; Metazoa; Chordata; Lepidosauria; Squamata; Sphaerodactylidae
Gene: SMC5
Product: structural maintenance of chromosomes 5
Exons: 24
Coding region: 1-3345 (1114 amino acids)
Biological process (GO): double-strand break repair via homologous recombination
Cellular component (GO): Smc5-Smc6 complex
Molecular function (GO): ATP binding; ATP hydrolysis activity
Source: RefSeq, a predicted model, not a curated record